Messenger RNA from Mesocricetus auratus (golden hamster), 2616 nucleotides. RefSeq names its product fascin actin-bundling protein 1 (gene Fscn1). Bases 105 to 1586 code for a protein of 493 amino acids. The transcript has 5 exons. Gene Ontology annotation, molecular function: protein-macromolecule adaptor activity; actin filament binding. Gene Ontology annotation, cellular component: lamellipodium; growth cone; microvillus. Gene Ontology annotation, biological process: actin filament bundle assembly; cell migration; establishment or maintenance of cell polarity. NCBI's taxonomy places the organism in Eukaryota, Metazoa, Chordata, Mammalia, Rodentia, Cricetidae. The record is from RefSeq and is a predicted model, not a curated record.
AGGCUGGCUUUGUGGAGCGCCGCAGCGGGCUAAGCUGUGCUGAACAAAGGAGGUCGGGCACAGCCACCCAAGCUCCCGGGGCCACUGGGCCGUCCUCUGCCACCAUGACCGCCAACGGCACAGCCGAGGCGGUGCAGAUCCAGUUCGGGCUCAUCAGCUGCGGCAACAAGUACCUGACAGCCGAGGCGUUCGGCUUCAAGGUGAACGCGUCCGCUAGCAGCUUGAAGAAGAAGCAGAUCUGGACGCUGGAGCAGCCUCCCGAUGAGGCGGGCAGCGCGGCUGUGUGUCUGCGCAGCCACCUGGGUCGCUACCUGGCCGCCGACAAGGACGGCAACGUGAGCUGCGAGCGCGAGGUGCCCAGCGCCGACUGCCGCUUCCUCGUCGUGGCGCACGACGACGGCCGCUGGUCGCUGCAGUCCGAGGCGCACCGGCGCUACUUCGGCGGCACCGAGGAUCGCCUGUCGUGCUUCGCGCAGAGCGUGUCGCCGGCAGAGAAGUGGAGCGUGCACAUCGCCAUGCACCCACAGGUCAACAUCUACAGCGUAACUCGCAAGCGCUACGCGCAUCUGAGCGCGCGACCGGCCGACGAGAUCGCGGUAGAUCGCGACGUGCCUUGGGGCGUCGACUCGCUCAUCACCUUGGCCUUCCAGGACCAGCGCUACAGCGUGCAGACGUCGGACCACCGCUUCCUGCGCCACGACGGGCGCCUUGUGGCGCGGCCCGAGCCCGCCACGGGCUACACGCUCGAGUUCCGCUCCGGCAAGGUGGCCUUUCGAGAUUGCGAAGGUCGCUACCUGGCCCCGUCCGGGCCCAGUGGCACCCUCAAGGCUGGCAAAGCCACCAAGGUGGGUAAAGAUGAGCUCUUCGCCCUGGAACAGAGCUGCGCUCAGGUGGUGCUGCAGGCGGCCAACGAGAGGAACGUGUCCACGCGCCAGGGAAUGGACCUGUCGGCCAAUCAAGACGAAGAGACUGAUCAGGAGACCUUCCAGCUGGAGAUCGACCACGACACGAGAAAGUGUGCCUUCCGCACCCACACGGGCAAGUACUGGACCUUGACGUCAACCGGAGGGGUACAAUCCACUGCGUCCACCAAGAAUGCCAGCUGCUACUUUGACAUCGAGUGGUGUGACCGUCGCAUCACUCUGAGAGCGUCCAAUGGCAAGUUUGUAACUGCCAAGAAAAACGGUCAGCUGGCCGCCUCAGUGGAGACAGCAGGGGACUCUGAACUCUUCCUCAUGAAGCUGAUUAACCGCCCCAUUAUCGUGUUCCGUGGGGAGCAUGGGUUCAUCGGCUGCCGCAAGGUGACGGGCACCCUGGAUGCUAACCGCUCCAGCUAUGACGUCUUCCAGCUGGAAUUCAAUGAUGGCGCCUACAACAUCAAAGACUCCACAGGCAAGUACUGGACAGUGGGCAGCGAUUCCUCGGUCACCAGCAGCAGUGAUACCCCUGUGGAUUUCUUCCUUGAGUUCUGUGACUACAAUAAGGUGGCCAUCAAGGUGGGUGGCCGCUACCUGAAGGGGGACCACGCCGGGGUCCUGAAGGCCUGUGCCGAGACCAUCGACCCCGCCUCACUCUGGGAGUACUAGAGCCUCCUGCCCUGUGCGUGCGGGCCACUCAUCCAGUCACUCGUGCUAUCCUUACUCGCCACGUGGCCCUGCAGCAGGUGGCAAGCCCCUUGCCUUUCAAACUGGAAACCCAAGAGAAACGGUGCCCUUGCCUGUUGCCCUCUGUGGACCCCUCCCCCUAACUCUGCUCCCUGUGGGUCAGCGGCUGCAGACUGUCCCUGGGAGGGACUUUGGGUCCCUUCUUUGCCAUGGGGCAUGUUGGCACCUCUCUUCUGACCUCACACAACUCUGAGCCUUAUUUCCCCAGGAAGUGGCCUAGGAGAAGUGGGGGGGGGGGGAGCUGCCCUGUCCCUGAGCUUGUAACUGGAAACCCUCCCCUGAAGAUCAGCCUCUCUGACCGGCCUGCCCCAGAACAUGGAGGCAAGCCUUUGGCGGGACUGACGCCAGGUGUGGCCUGGUUUGUCCACAAGUAUUUUUUUUCUGGAUCAUAGCUGGAGAGUGGUCUUUGGUGGCACUGCCAGGUGGCCCCUGCACAUUCUGGGGUUGGGGGGGCCUUGCCCCCAUCUCUUUCCUUUUCACCCUGGCCUGACUGGAAGCAGAAAAAUGACCAAAUCAGUAUUUUGUUUUUGUUUUUAAAGGAAAUGCUAUUGUUGAAAGGGCCCCUAGGCAAACUUUCCUGGUUGGUUGUAGCUGUGAGUGGUCUUGGGGGGAGACACUUGACACCUGACCUCUCCAGUGGGUUCCUGUCCUUCCUCCCUCCCUCCUGCCUGCCCACUCCCAGCCCUGGCCCUGUGAUUGGUGCUCCAUGUCUUCCUGACACCUCGGGGCUCCUGGGGUGGGAGAAAGCCAGGCGUGUCCCUCCUGGGAAUCCUGGAGUAAACCUCAGGGGGGCCCUUCCCAGACACCCCAUUCUACCAAUUCCCCAACACCGUGCAUCUCACUCACUCGGGGUGUCUCGGUCUUUUUUUUUUUUUUUUUGUAACUGUCAUUUGUAUAACUCCGAAGACCCAUAAUAGUAGCUUUGAACUGGAAAAUAAAAUAAUACCAUGUC